Messenger RNA from Sphaeroforma arctica JP610, 171 nucleotides. RefSeq lists its product as hypothetical. The record is from RefSeq and is a predicted model, not a curated record. NCBI's taxonomy places the organism in Eukaryota, Ichthyosporea, Ichthyophonida. The annotation marks the transcript as partial. The transcript has a single exon.
GACUAUUUCCCAUUCUCAACGCCCAAGGGUCACCUCACCAUGUACCUGCGGUGUUUAGAAGACCUGUACAACAGCACACUCUUCCGUGAGAAGAACACUCAUGCUAAAGACGUAACGGUCGUCAUUCAGAUGUGUGUUGAAACCUGCUGCAAGACACUGUAUUCCAGGUGA